GGCACAGGGGGUUAGGACACAGCCUAUGAAGCUAUCCGCAGCCACUGCAGCAUGAGUUUGAUCUCCAGCCAGGGCUACCCACAUGGCACAGCAGACCUCUCCUGAGUAACCCGCUGCUCCCCUCUGCAGUGUAUUUCCGUCAGUCUGCCUGUUCUGUUCCCCACUCUGUCUCUUGUGAAUCCUCUCACCCCCCACACCUCUGACCUAUACCCCAGUUCUUGUAUGCAUAAACAAAUAAAUCUUUGUUAAAAAAAAAAAAAAAGAACAACGGUAUAAUAAAUGUCCCAAAGCAAACAGGUAGAUAUUAAAUUGAUGUGUACUUCUUUCAGAAGUGAGAGCUGAGGGAGUUGAAGAGGAUAGAAGAUUUCUGGGACAGGCAGGACUUGAGGUGGGCAGAAGGAUGAGAAUUUGCCUGGACGGACAGGAAAAGAGGCCCUUGUUACUUUAUGGAAUGAGCCAGAAUUUAGCGAAGACAGAAUGGCCGCCCUGCCCCUCCAAUGAAAGGGCAACUUCGAAGAAAAGCCCAAAGGGAAAAGUUUGCAAGACGAGUAGUAUUGCUGUCACAGGAAAUGGAUGCUGGAUUACAGGCAUGGCAGCUCAAACAGCAGGAGAAGUUGCAGGAAGAAGAAAGGAAGCGGAAAAAUGCCCUUAAACCCAAGGGGGCUCUACUGCAGAGCCCACUGUCAAGUCAAUAAAAGCAAUUCCUGUCUCCUUUUCCCAGUCUUUCUCUGACUUCCUUUUCUGUCACCUAGAUGUCUCACCCAGACAGACAAGAGCCUUUAUGCUCCCCAUCUGUCUUCAGAGCAAAAAAGCUUGGACACCAGGAAGAAUGGACAGUGAGAUCACUAGAAGUGUUGGCUCAGUGCCCUCACCCCUGACUUCAGUUCAACAGAACCUUGCUGUGGGAGAACUCUCCCCACUUUUACAGCCCAUAGGAACUGGCCAACACUGACCAGUAGUGCUCUGUGGACAUGGAGAGUGGCAGCCAUUUUCCUGGGUUUUUGCCAGGCAUUUAAACCUUUUAACAUCACACUACAGCUCAGACCAACUGUGUUCAGGCAUUUAAUAAAUGUUGUGAUGAAAAAGCCUUUCCGGCAGAGGCCCAUUUCUUGGCAAGCAACUAGUGUCAGUUUUCCUAAACUUUAGAUCUAUAGUCCAGGAGGGGACCCCUUCUGAGAAGGCUGACAUGGGCAGAACCAGACUUGGGUGUUGCGUAUUCUGCUAAGAGUUGGAUCUUAAGAUUUCCAUGGUUCUGACUGAACUCCAGAGGUCAAGUGGACAAAGGCCUGUACCUUCCACACCACAGUAUAGGGGAGGCCCAAAGGUGCUCAGCCCCCAAUAACUGGGAUUGGUAUCAAGUAUCCACCAUAUAUCACCCCAAAUCUGAUAGCUGCCCAGGACCCAGACAACCUUACAUUAUAUCAAUCAUGGAUUCUGGAGGGAAAGGACCUUUGUCCCUAUUACAAUCCAGAGUGAUGGACUUUUCUUCCAUUCUCCUGCACAAAACGUAACAGUUCCUGAAUCUCUGGGAUUUCUGGAGCUUCCUACCUGACCUUUUGGUCCAGCAUCCUAUUUCUUUCCUUGCUUGCUUUCUCUUCUUUCUCCCUGCUACCUCCUUCCUCUCUCUGCUAACCAAUGCCAAUUCUUGGAUCUUAGAUUUUGCUGAUGGUCAAAUUUUCUGUCUCCCACACUUUUCCUGCUUCUGCUGCUUUUCCAGAUCCAGUCUUAACCUCUUAUCUCUCUCCCAUCCUCAGCUUCUGUCGUCUUUCCCACCCUCAGCUUUAGCUGCUCACCUUCCCUGCGGACCUCCACCUUUUGUUCUCAGAGCCUAGGCUCUCCUUGAAAGAUUUUCUUCUUUAAGAAAUUACCUCCUUUUCCAGUGUAGAGGGACAACUAAACCCCAAAACUCUUCUCUUUUCUAACUAUUUUGCCAUUUGUGUUUCCCCAGAUUCUAUGGCCUUGACCCUUUUCCUCCCCAGCCAGUUCUAAUUUAAGGAGCAGCCAGAUCACAUAUGACAGUAAUGAAGAGAACAAACUUGUCUUUCUAUAAAGACAGGAGCCCCAAAUCCAGUGUGAUUGCAGGUAGUUGGGUUUUGUUAUUGUUGUGGGGGUUUCUUGGCAGGGGAGGACAUUGGUGGUUCAAGGACGGAGGUCAAGAACAAGGACAAAAGUUUCAAUUUGAUUGGGCCACAGGUCUCAGCAGACAACCCCUAACCCAGGUCUCAGAUAUGGAAAACCUACCCCAGCGCCAUCCCAGACUCUGAACUUGCUUGCUCCAGCCACUGAGUGUCCCAGAGUUUCCCACUCUGAGGUGAGACAAUCGCUGAAUACCAGAGAAAUCCAACCACCCAAAAUAUGCUUAGGGAGAGAAAGUCUCCCACAUCCC
Molecule: messenger RNA, 2386 nt
Organism: Talpa occidentalis (Iberian mole)
Lineage: Eukaryota; Metazoa; Chordata; Mammalia; Eulipotyphla; Talpidae
Gene: MRPL52
Product: mitochondrial ribosomal protein L52
Exons: 3
Coding region: 498-695 (65 amino acids)
Biological process (GO): mitochondrial translation
Cellular component (GO): mitochondrial large ribosomal subunit
Molecular function (GO): structural constituent of ribosome
Source: RefSeq, a predicted model, not a curated record